AUGCGGAUAGAUGUCGCUUUGCUCAGCGGGCGGACGGCUUCAGUGCAUGUGGAAUCGGAGGCUUUGGUGCAAGAGCUGCGCCGCGAAGCAGAGCGAGAGCUUGGCUACCGGCUGAAAGGAUUCGUCUCUUCCAGUGGAGAAGCGAUCUCCGAAGAGCAAACUCUGGCUGCAGCGGGAAUUGCUGAUGGGCAGACGCUGUACGGCCUGGCCUAUGACGGCGGGGGCCCCCUCUGCAACCGCUGGUCCCGAGUGCUAGUUGUUGUUACAGACGAGGGCACUGUGAGGACUUGGUGGGGCAGCCACUGGGGUCGAAAUCGCGGCAGGGGCUAUCAACCCCGUCUGCAGGAUGUGCGGCAGGUGGCGAGCACCAGCCGUGCCGUCGCCGUCGUUCAUGGAGAUGGGCGAGUGACAUCCUUUGGUAGCCGGGAUCACGGCGCCAGUUGCAAGAAAGUUGAGGAACGGCUGGUGCACGUGGAAAAGAUCGCGGCAACAUCUGGGGCCUUUGCCGCCAUCUGCCGUGAUGGCUCUGUGGUGACUUGGGGCCGCCCCCAAUGCGGCGCAAAUAGCGUUAGCGUCCAGUCCCAGCUGCGGGACAUUGUCGAAGUGUGUGGUACCGCCGCUGCUUUUGCAGCCCGCCGCGCCGACGGUGCUGUGGUCAGCUGGGGCUUUACCGGAUACGGCGGGAAUCGCCCACGAGAAGUUAUGGAGGUUCGAGAUGCCCAGGAGCUAUGUGCAACUGCCCAUACCUUUGCAAUGCGCAAAGCUGACGGUACUGUUGUGACGUGGGGACACGGUCUGGACGUUAGCCAUCUCCAGGAUGAGCUGCAGAAUGUCCAGGCGCUUUGCGGUACCAGCUCUGCCUUUGCAGCCCUCCGGGCGGAUGGCACUGCGCAGCAGCCGUUGUGUGCGCCCAAGCAUUUCUGGUCUGUGUGA
This is a messenger RNA of Symbiodinium sp. CCMP2592, 933 nucleotides long. NCBI's taxonomy places the organism in Eukaryota, Dinophyceae, Suessiales, Symbiodiniaceae. The record is from the annotation of a GenBank genome assembly.